GCGCUUCCCGCCGCUCCCGGAGCAGUUACCGGGAGAGAGGAGCCGCCGGAGCCCUCGGCAGCCGCCGGAGCCCCGCUCCCGGCAGGAGUCAGUUCUAAACACAUUUCCCGUGCAAGAGGUCAGUUCAGACCCAAGAGCCAAAGGAGUGCCUUCUGCAUGUUUGAAUUGCCGCUGCCUACAGACAGACUGUUGGUAAAAGUAAUUUGACACCUUCCAGUCACAGGACACACCGAGAGCAGAGCACACAGGCCCAGCCAAUACUGCAUAACUCCAUUUUAAGCACAUCAAGUCAAUCUUACUGCUGAGUGACAUAUUUCUUGCCAAGAUAAACCUGCCUGGGGAUCCUCGCGGAGAGCUUGUUGGCAGCAAUGGUCAGUCGUGGCUUCUGAGCUCCCACUCCUGUGUUUCCAUCAGAUUUGUUGUCUGGAAGUUCUGUAGGGUCAGUGUGGGGCAGCACAGGGAGUAUUUCAGUGCCCACUGAAACCAAUUUGUUUGGUUCCGCAGUGAUCCCGUGCCGUGAUACCACCGCCGCCCUGCUCUGGGGACUCUUUCCACCAUGACCUCCUUCGAGGAAGCCGAAACAGAGGAGACAGUGACGUGCCUCCACCUGACCUUCUACCACCCUGGGCAGGAGGAGAAGAUGAUGUUCCGCUGCCUGAACUUCCGCAAGCGCGAGCAGGUGAGGGCGGACGACGCGGCCAAGUUCGGCCGCGACUCCAGCGUGUGCCGCUACAGCCUGCUGGACACGCGCGUCUCCCGCAUCCAGUUCUCCCUGCACUUCUACAGGAAGCUCCACACCUCGGAGUGCGGCUUUGAGAUCAAGAACCUGAGCAAGAAAACAAAGCUGACUGUCAACCAGACAGAGCUGGGCCACUUGAACAAAAUCGACCUGCCCUGGAAGUGCAUCAUCUGCUUUGGGGACUACCAGAUCCUUGCAGAGGUUCAGGAAGGGGAGUCCGUGGAUUAUUUUGAGACUCACUUGCACUUGGCUGAAGCACCCAUCUUACAGGAAAGGUGCCUGCCAUGCCUGCCGUCCCUGCAGCCUAUACCUGAGAAUGGCAUUUCUCCUUCCUUAUUUCUUCCCCAAGGCAAAAGCCCCACAGAGAUUGAUGAAAAUGAGCUGUGCUAGCGGGGAGGAGGAGGCUGGAUCAGGUUCCAGCGUGGACAGCUCUUACCUCAGUCCAGUGUUCUUGGUGGUGCUUACUGACUGCUGCACGUCGGUCUUCUUUACUUGGUGUUUCCAGCACAGGCAUUCCAGAGCACUGUUCCACAGAAAUGGAUUCCUGCCACUGCCUCCACUGAGGCCUGAGGACUCUCUGGUGCCCAGAAAGGUGUGGGAGAGAGGGUGGCACUCAAAUCCAUGGCAGCAGGGUCAAUCCCAGAACCCUGCCUAAGUGCCUUGAUGGGAUAUUUAACAGGCAUUAAUACAGAGCAUGCACAGCAGGGUUUUGAUCCCAGACAAGGGGUGGCACAACAUCUUGUUGCAUGUUAUACUUUGUGCUUUGCUUUGUGCACCAAAUUCCAAACAGGAUUUGCAAGCCUAGGUUGUAACUUCACAGAUUUUGCAACUUCGAAACACUUUGCCCCUUUAAGUUUAUGUUUUUAUUAGCUUCAAAGCAAGGUUUGUUUUUUAUUUUUACUUAUUUAAUUAACACAUAUAUUUUUGCAAGUUUAACUUUUUGCAAGUUAAUACUUUUGCUUGUCAUGUAGACAAAUAUGUAGCAUCAAUGAUCAUGGUCUAUAAAAAUCCACAUUAAUUUUGUAAUAAAAGCAUUUUGUUCCCUAGUAAGGAUUUGCAGGAAUUUUUGGAAAAUAAAAUUAUUUCCAGGACCAUCCAGAUAAGAGACUGUCACUAUUCUGGGAUUGCUCCAAGGUAAGAAUUUACUUACUUUCAGGAAGUUUUCUACCUCUACCCCUCUACCCAAAUCCCUCUAAUAAUUUUCUUGUCUUUUAAGUAUUUCUCAGGUUGUUUUACUCAAGUUUCUCUUUGUCAGCUUUUCAUUGGCAUUUGGCAUUUUUAUUUUGUCACGUGUAUUAGUUUGCUUGAAAGACGCACUGGGAAGAAUAGGAGUUACCCAUUUUAUCAUCCCUAAUUAUUACAAUGCAUUUCAGCAUUAAUCAUUCCAAGAAAACCAUAAUUAUUACUGAGGGGAGGAACAGCUGAGAUUAAGGCAACCAACCACAAGCGUGAGAAAGCCUUAGGAGAGGCAAUGAAACUCAAACACAGCCUUAUGCAGGAUUUGUCUAUUCAUUUCCUCCUUGACAAAAUUACUUUGUUGCCAUGUUUUCCACUCUUGGAACGAGGCUGUGGUUUCCAAACAGUGACUUGCACAGCUCUAUUCACCUGAGGUAAGAAUCAGCCAUGUAAAAUGUACAUUAAAAAAUGAAUUGCCUCCUAUCACUACAUUGAUUCGACCAGCACAAGUUAAUUUACACAUGGAAGGUUGUUUUACUUUUGAAGUGGGAGGGUACAGCUGCUCCUUUCCAACAGAAGGGCUCCGUGCUCCAAAUUCCUCAGGUCUUCUGUUACUGCAGCUUGUUUAGAGCUUCCCUUCCAAAGCAACAG
This is a messenger RNA of Oenanthe melanoleuca, 2566 nucleotides long. RefSeq names its product TRAF interacting protein with forkhead associated domain (gene TIFA). Gene Ontology annotation, biological process: canonical NF-kappaB signal transduction. Lineage: Eukaryota; Metazoa; Chordata; Aves; Passeriformes; Muscicapidae. The transcript is spliced from 2 exons. The record is from RefSeq and is a predicted model, not a curated record. The coding region runs from base 557 to 1129 and encodes 190 amino acids. Gene Ontology annotation, molecular function: protein binding.